AUGGGGACAACGAAGGUUACUCUUACCUGGUGUAGUGAUAAUGGCACUGCCAAAUGCCGGAUGCUCCUUGAAAGUAUUGGAAGCCAAAAGGAUUCGACUCAAGACUCAGUGUUCAAUAUUUCAGACCUGGAGCCAGGGAAUCGAUACCAGUUCCCCCCGCCUCCAGUAGUAUCAAAUGAGACACAGAAAGACCCAGAAGAUGGCGUAGAUCGUAGUCGGGUUUUAGGCAUCCAGGUUGUGAGCAUCAGUGCCACAAACAUGAGCCCGACCUGGGGAAUCAGUGGUAAAGCGUCAUCCUACCAAAUACUAGUUGUUGGGGAGACCACGUUCUUCAAUCUCACUGCCAAUGAGAUGCAUGUUGUCAUCCCUGGACUCACAUCCGGCACUUUAUACAACAUCACCGUGUAUCCUUUACAUGACGAUGGUUCUGAGGGCAUGCCCGGCUUUCUCCAAGCAUAUACUCCCCCUGGUCCAGUCUCUGACUUCCGAGUGACAAGUGUCAACACAACGGAAAUUGGCUUGGCUUGGAGUAGCAAUGACUCAGACUCGUUUAAGAUACUUACCACACGGGAUGGAGCUGGAGAACCUCGGAAUGAAACAACCACCAACCAUAGUAUUAUCAUUGGUGGCUUAAACCCUGGGACCAAAUAUCAUUUUGAAAUAUUUCCACAAGGACCAAAUGGGACACAAGGGCCACCUCAAACAGUUGAAGGUCAAACUGAGUCCAGUGUGGUGUUUGGCAUCCGCGUGGUGCGUGUCACCACAACUGAAAUGGAGUUGAAGUGGGAGAGCACAGACACUACUUUCCAGUACAUCUACCGUUUAGAUAUACAGCCUGAGGUCAGCUGUAACAAAACGGUUGGUCCCCUCAAAGAGAUCACUCUAAGCAGCCUAAUGCCAGGCACCCUAUAUAACAUCACAAUCACUCCAGAAAUGGGCGAUGUCCCAGGGACAUCCAGCUCCAUCGCAGAAUACACACGGCCCAGCAGUGUGUCCAACAUUGAAAUAAAUACCACUACCACAGCAGCAGCCUUUAGUUGGCAGAACUUUGAUAACGCCUCUAGCACGUACACUUACCGCCUUCUUAUCAGUGGAAAUUCCAGCAACCCAGUAGAAAACAUCACAGGUGUUGGAACCACCUAUGCUACAGUCUGUGGUUUAAUACCUGGCUCAUCUUACACAGUAGAGAUCUUCGCACAAGUUGGGAAUGUCACUGAGGGGGCAUCUAGCUCUGCGUCAUUCUGUACAGAUGCCGCACCGGUGAACUUCAGCUGUGAGCCAGUCCCCAAAGAGCCAACCUUGGUCCUCACAUGGGCCCUCCCUCCCGGCAACAAUGCUGGCUUUAAGCUGGAGGUCAGCAGUGGAGCCUGUGACAACAUGACGUGCCUAGAGAACUGCUCCUUGGAGAACGGCACCAGCUGCAUGGCAGAAGUCACACAUUUGAAUUUUUGUACCUCGUAUAACAUCAGCAUCACCACCUUGUCCUGUGGAAAGAAUGCAUCCUCCGUCCAAAAAACCUGCACCACUGAUAGCACAGACCCUCCUCCUUCAGUUGAAGCCCCUGUCAUCACAUCUGUCAGUCAUAAUUCAAUAAAGGUCACAUUCAGUGAGUUUAAUGACAGCCAUGGACCGAUCAAAGCCUACGCUCUCAUUGUGACCACCGAGAAGGGAUCUUUUAGCUGACAGAAUAUUAGUCUUGACCAACUUCUCUCUCUGUCUCACACACACGGAAUCACAACCAUCCCCAGUGGAUGACUUUCUCUUGAAGUGGAAGAUGAUUUGCAUUUAUUGGUGUGAAUUUAAAAAGAGCAUCUCCGGAGCUGAGAGAAGAGGUGAAUCAAAAGCUGCUUAAGGGUUCCAUUACAUUCUUUGGCAAUAAGAAGGGAAUGAUUCGAGGUUUUCUUCAUGUGGGUGCCUCACACAAGGCCUAGGUCUAAAAUGCCAAGUUGGGUUGUUUUUGGUGAUUCUAUAAAUGUGAAUGAGGCAGUGCCUUCUGUACCCAGUGUCUCAACCCAUGUGCCAUCCUGGUCUUAAGGGCAAGAUCACAAGCACGGUGUGGAAUGGGGGUCCCUGGAAGAGGAGGAAUUGGCUGGGAUCGUGGAUCUUCAGAAAAUUUCAAAAAGCAAUGUUGAGAUCUCUCUUCCUGUCUUUUUAUUUGGGGUAUGUGUCAAGCUCUUAGUCAUUUUGUUGCAAUGGUUUUCAACACCUCCCAGGAUCAGACCUUUGCUGAAUGAGAGAGGCAGUGCUGUGUAAUGGUCAGACCCCCUGCUCUGCCUCUUACCACAUGUGGGCUCGGGCAUUCCGCUUCCUCUUUGUCUGUCUCGGAAGCUUCCACAGCCUUGGUAAAUGAGACCACAGGCUCUGAGCCAGAUGGUCUGGCUUAGAAAUCCAGCUCCACCUCAUAGGCAGUGUGACC
Messenger RNA from Trichechus manatus latirostris (Florida manatee), 2416 nucleotides. Its product is annotated as receptor-type tyrosine-protein phosphatase eta-like. The transcript is spliced from 8 exons. NCBI's taxonomy places the organism in Eukaryota, Metazoa, Chordata, Mammalia, Sirenia, Trichechidae. Gene Ontology annotation, biological process: peptidyl-tyrosine dephosphorylation involved in inactivation of protein kinase activity. Bases 1 to 1683 code for a protein of 560 amino acids. The record is from RefSeq and is a predicted model, not a curated record. Gene Ontology annotation, cellular component: signaling receptor complex. Gene Ontology annotation, molecular function: protein binding.